Molecule: messenger RNA, 222 nt
Organism: Racocetra fulgida
Lineage: Eukaryota; Fungi; Glomeromycota; Glomeromycetes; Diversisporales; Gigasporaceae
Source: the annotation of a GenBank genome assembly
AUGUCUACUUCAAAUGAUCUUAUCAUGUCUACUUCAAAUGAUCUUACCGGAUUUUGUUCUACCUGUAAAAAAACAAAAUCAGUUGCUGAAUUUACUAGACUUUAUAAGGGCAAAAUGAAAGGAAAACAAGCUUAUCAAAAUAAAAAACAUAAAGAAAAACUGAGAGAAAAUGAAAACACUUCUUUACAGUCCUUAAAUAAUAUAAAUGGAAAUGAAUCAUGA